This is a messenger RNA of Pelobates fuscus (common spadefoot toad), 3727 nucleotides long. It is a transcript of the gene WSCD2, whose product is annotated as WSC domain containing 2. The coding region runs from base 1181 to 2884 and encodes 567 amino acids. The record is from RefSeq and is a predicted model, not a curated record. Gene Ontology annotation, molecular function: sulfotransferase activity. The transcript has 10 exons. Lineage: Eukaryota; Metazoa; Chordata; Amphibia; Anura; Pelobatidae.
UGUUAACUAAAGCAGAUCACAGAGCCUUACAGCCCUGCUAGUGCACAUCACUACCUCCAUUGACAGACACUGAGAGGACCUCCAACCUAUCACUCUGAUCCCUGGACUCUGCUAGCUCAGCAUUGCAGAAAAGAAGCAGGAUAGGCAGAUAUUCUCAGAAACCACAAACCUGAUUUCUAGGAGAGCUUCCUGCAGACUUGCUGUUUCUAACCAGCACAUUCCCAUCCUUGUGAGAGCUCCCAUUGAACUCUGAAGCACAAACUGAAGCAGAUGCUUUAUUGCAGUUCUUACUCCUGGACCAGCCAGAUUAUACAAGGAUAAGACAUCACUGGGCUAUUUUUCUUCAUUCUCAUUACCCAGCUUUCAAUACAAUGCAGCAACUGAAAGGCUAAAGGUCUGGGAGCCUCUGGAAUUAUAUACCGGAGAAUUGUUACAAUGGGAAGCAGUGUGUGGAGUUAAAAGACCGAUAGCAGCUUGAAUUGAAAGAAAUGGAAGAGAGUUAAUUUCUGCAUUCAUUAUGUUUCUGAUGGCGGUUUUGAAGUACUGCACAUUUGCACAAGAGAACAAGCGAAGUACAGUGAUUUUCUGGAGCUUAGCACUUUGUAAGUACCAAGGUGCAGUAUCUUCAUCUUGGACCAAAGUGAAUGACGGUUUAUAUAACAAAGGGUUCCUGUGAGUGUUUGGUGACCAGGGACCUUUCUUUCUGCUGAAAAAGAAACGGUGUCAUUUCCAUUAGAGCAAUGCAUACAGGAAUUCAUGCUCAGGAACUGAAAACCGAGAGAAUGAGAGAAAGCUGUGUCAGCUGAUCAGCUUUCAAACCACCUUCAAACCCUCAAUUUUCUUAAAAUGAUCUGUCCAUCAAUGGCGUCUCUAGGGCUCCCCUUUGGAACCUUUAUAGGAGAAGAAUGAAAUGAAUAGAAAUGGAAGACACGGCACAGCAACCUGAAAAUGAAAUUCAUUUUUAUUUUUCCAGCACAUAAGUUUUUAGUGCAAAGGUAUUUUUUUUCCCAAAGAUAAUUUUAGUAUUUUCAUAGACAACAUUUUUCUGUAAAAGUUUCUUUUAAUAUGAGGUAUAGAAUGCACAGAGUGAUAUUUUACAAAUAUGGAAACAUAAUGUCCUACCAUAAUUGAUGAAAUUACAAAGAAUUUAAAAAUAUAUAAAGAGGAUAAUGUACAAGAUAUGGCCAAAAUAAUUGUAAAAUUUCAACGCUAUUUUCGACGGAAGCCUGUACGCUUUUUUACAUUUAUUAUAUUAUAUCUGACUGCUGGCAGUGUGGUUUUCCUCCAUGCUACUUUUGAAGGUGAACACAUUAUAUCAGAUAAUGUCAAAUCCUUGGUUGAUGGCAGCAGUGCUGGAACAGAUCUUCAGGAUGUCGGGGUUUCCCAGCUGAGUAGAGUAUUUAAAGAGGCUCCAGAGUCUCCAAGCCCACCACGGAGAUAUGGACCAUGGUUGAAAACCACAACAAAAGACUUGCCAGAGAGGACUAAGCAAGGAGACUUUGGUGGAACUUGGAACAGGGCUCUGAAAGGGAGAGUCAUACGAGAGCAAGAGGAAGGAAGAGCAAAGUAUAUUGGCUGUUACAUGGAUGACACAAGGCAGAGAGCCCUCCGUGGAGUGUCCUUUUUCGACUACAAAAAGAUGACAGUGUUCCGUUGCCAAGACAACUGUGCUGAACGGGGUUACAUGUAUGCCGGACUCGAAUUUGGAGCAGAAUGUUACUGCGGUCACAAAAUCAAAGCCUUAAAUGUCAGCGAGUCAGAAUGUAACAUGGAAUGCAAGGGGGAAAAGAAUAACAUUUGUGGAGGAGUAAAUCGCCUCUCCAUAUACAGACUUGAACUCACCCAGGAGUCUGCAAGGAGGUAUGGUAGUGCCAUCUUUCGAGGAUGUUUUCACCGACCAGACAAUGUAUCGCUUUCUCUGGCCCUCCCUGUUAGCAGCACUUUGUUGAACAUGUCCGUGGACAAAUGUGUGGAUCUCUGCACUGAAAAGGAGUAUCCACUGGCAGUGCUUGCAGGAACAGUCUGUUACUGUGCCUUCCCCACAGCUUAUUUCACACUUCAUGAGCGUGAGGAUGAACAGCUGUGUGCUCAGAAAUGCAUGGGAGAAGAAUUUGAGAGCUGUGGCACACUGGAUUACUUCAUAGUUUAUCAGACCCAAGUACAAGAUAAUCGAUGCAUGGACAGAAGAUUUUUACAUACACGUUCAAAACAGCUUAUAGCACUGGCAAGCUUUCCCGGUGCAGGAAACACAUGGGCACGCCAUUUGAUUGAACUGGCUACUGGAUUCUAUACUGGUAGCUAUUACUUUGAUGGCUCUUUAUAUAACAAAGGAUUUAAAGGGGAAAGAGACCAUUGGCGGAAUGGACGGACAGUUUGCAUUAAGACUCAUGAAAGUGGCAGAAAGGAGAUUGAAGCUUUUGAUUCAGCCAUCCUACUAAUCCGUAAUCCUUACAAAGCCUUAAUGGCAGAGUUCAAUCGAAAGUAUGGAGGACAUGUUGGUUUUGCUUCCCAAGCACAUUGGAAGGGAAAAGAAUGGCCCGAAUUUGUAAACAACUAUGCACCAUGGUGGGCGACCCACACACUAGACUGGCUGAAGUAUGGAAAGAAUGUGUUGGUCGUACAUUUUGAGGACCUAAAGCAAGAUCUAUUUGUUCAGCUUAAGAGGAUGAUAAACUUGUUAGGUCUACCCGUCUUAGCAGACAGACUACUAUGCGUUGAAGGCCAGAAAGACGGAAACUUCAAGCGUUCUGGUUUAAGAAAAUUGGAAUAUGAUCCGUACACUGCGGACAUGAGAAAAAUGAUCUCCAAUUACAUUAGAACAGUAGAUAAAGCUUUGAAGUUCAGAAAUCUCACAGGAGUUCCGCAGGACUAUUACCCAAGAUGAUGACACUGGUCGGUUGGCACGGCUCUGGGACAGAGAUUCCCAGUGGAUAGAUACUUCCACCCAGUGGGUGGUUUUUGAUGACUUUUCUGCUGCUACUAAUGUUUAAUGAAUUAUGUGCAUGAAUCAAUGAUCACCAAUCAAUGCUUAAAUUAUCUGGCAAGCCAGAAGAUUUUAGAUUUAAUGCACUGAACUUUUUGUUCUCCGUAUGCAGAAAUUACUGCGUGGUUUUUGCAAAGCAAAUUUUCACUUUAAAAAAAAAAAAAAGACGUUUUAAAAAAAUUGCACAUUUAAUUUAUGGGCAUAAAUGCAAGUCGAGAGGAAUCUUUUAUUCUUAAAAAUACAUUUCUGCGGUUUUCUGUUUUAUUUUUUUGUUUGUUUGUUUUUUAAGCAAAUUCUGGAUUUCCCCAAAAUUUGGGAGGAAAAUAGUCACAUUGUUUAGUCCCAAUAAAGUAUAACAUUACAGUUUUUGAAAAAAAAUCAUAUAUAUUCCUGCUUGACAUGAUGUGAGUCAGUGACCAAAUCAUGAUGAUCUAACAUGCCAGUAGAGAUGUUAUUAUAUAUAAAGGGCAUUAAUAAUCAAAAUAACCAAAAAAAUGGACAGCGCUAAAAAAUGUACUAACGUGUGAAACAAACUCAAUUAAUGAGUAUAACUAAUCCAGUAGCAAUCACCCAAAAAUAGUGACACACAAUGCAGAAUCAAAAACUAGUGUUGCACUUGCAAUAAUACUUAACAAAAUUCAAUAAUAUAACAGAAGAAAAAUCUGUAUAAAAAUUGUAUAAAAGAAAUAUUUAGUGCAGACCAACUGAUCCAACUACAUAAAAAUACGCGAGGGUAUGUCCAGU